Bombina bombina (fire-bellied toad) is the source of this 3180-nucleotide messenger RNA. It is a transcript of the gene MAF, whose product is annotated as MAF bZIP transcription factor. The record is from RefSeq and is a predicted model, not a curated record. The transcript has 2 exons. Lineage: Eukaryota; Metazoa; Chordata; Amphibia; Anura; Bombinatoridae. Gene Ontology annotation, biological process: regulation of transcription by RNA polymerase II. Gene Ontology annotation, cellular component: nucleus. Bases 372 to 1418 code for a protein of 348 amino acids. Gene Ontology annotation, molecular function: DNA-binding transcription factor activity, RNA polymerase II-specific; RNA polymerase II cis-regulatory region sequence-specific DNA binding.
AAUCCCUUUCUCUCUGACAGCUUUCCCUGGGUGCUGCUCUCACCCCUCUAUCACUUUGGACAUUGUUUUUUAAUUUUUCUGCAAAAAAACUAAAACUUUGAAAAUGAAAUGUUAAACAAGAAAAAAAGAUUAAUCAUAUAUCCAGCAAAAAAAAAAUCUGCAGAGCUGAUGCAAAGCCAGGAUUGCUGAGAAUGCAUUUUUGCAGGAGACACUAAAACUGCAAUUUAAAACAUUUGCGAUUAUAUAUUUUUCCUUUUUUUUUUUUGCAAAUUAAAGAAAAACAACUAAGCAAGCUGGCUCACCCAGUGCCAGGGCACACCAGCCUGAUCUCUCCUCUGCAACCUUUGUGGAGGACUGUGAACAGCAAAAGGAUGGCAUCAGAACUGGCAGUGAACAGCUCCGACCUGCCCACUAGUCCCCUGGCCAUGGAAUAUGUUAAUGACUUCGAUCUGAUGAAGUUUGAAGUGAAAAAGGAGCCGGUGGAGACCGACCGCAUCAUCAGCCAGUGCGGCCGCCUGAUCGCCGGGGGAUCCCUAUCUUCCACCCCGAUGAGCACGCCCUGCAGCUCGGUACCCCCUUCCCCGAGCUUCUCGGCCCCCAGUCCGGGAUCCGGGAGCGAUCAGAAAAGCCACCUGGAAGAUUAUUACUGGAUGACCGCGUACCCCCAGCAGAUUAACCCGGAGGCUUUGGGAUUCAGCCCGGAGGACGCAGUGGAAGCGCUGAUCAGUAAUAGCAACAACCAGCAUCAGCAGCAGCAACUCCAGGGGUACGAUGGCUACACUAGAGGGCAACCAUACCCGUCCUCGGGGGGCAUGCAAGGGGAAGACAUGGGAUCCACAGCCGCGGUGGUCUCUGCGGUGAUUGCAGCAGCGGCAGCUCAGAGUGGGGGACCUCAUCACCACCACCAUCACCACCACUCGGGGGUACCCCCAGCAGGAGGAGGCGGAGGAGGAGGCGGCAGCUCCCCGACUUCAUCAGUGGUCGGUGCUCUGCAUCCACCACCCCAAGCAACAGGAGCAGCUCCGCACCACCAUCACCACCACCAUCACCACCUGCACUUUGAUGACCGCUUCUCGGACGAGCAGUUGGUCACCAUGUCGGUGAGGGAGCUCAACCGGCAGCUCCGGGGGGUCAGCAAGGAGGAGGUGAUCCGGCUGAAGCAGAAGAGGAGGACCCUGAAGAACCGCGGCUACGCGCAGUCGUGCAGGUUCAAGAGGGUGCAGCAGCGGCACGUCCUGGAGAGCGAGAAGACCCAGCUGCUGCAGCAGGUGGAGCACCUCAAGCAGGAGAUCUCCCGGCUGCUCAGGGAGAGGGACGCCUACAAGGAAAAGUACGAGAAGCUGCUGGGAAGCGGAUUCCGAGAAAACGGCUCCAGCAACAGUGACCACCCGUCCUCCCCGGAGUAUUUCAUGUCAUGAGUUUUUUGAGCUUGCUGUGUCAAAGAGAGAAAGAAAUCAAAGAAUGAUGGCAUCUACGAGUUCUUCAUAUGAGCUUGCAAUAAAAAAUGUGAAUUUUUAGACUCCUAUCUCGCUGAAUUCAUCAUUUUUUGAGAGUUGCUGUCCUAAAAUAGAGGAGAUCUAAAGCAACCUGCCAAAUUGAAGCCUGCAUCAAACUUCAAUGUUUCAUGUGAGAUUUUGGCCCAGCCAGAGAGUGAAUCUCCUGCCAUUAGAAAACCAUACUCAUCUCAUGCAUUAUGCUUGCUAUUUUGUCUUAGCAACAGUGAACUUUAAUUGUGUCAAAAAACUUUAUGGAAAAGAGACAAUAUAUUAAUAAGGAUGGCCCUGCAUGCUGGACAUGUAUGGUAUAAUUAUUUUUGUUUCAUUAUUAUUAUUUUUUUCUUUUGCUUGGAUAUGGACCUCUGGAGAACAUGGCAUGGCAUAUAUCAUUUAUAUAUAUUUUUUUUUCUCAUCAAUUUUUUUGAGUUGAAAGAAAAAAAAAAGUGCAACCUAAUUACUCCCCAUGAAAGUUCGCAUCUGCUAACCUGCUUGUGAGAUAUGCAAAACUUCAGACUUCCAUUAAAUAAAAAUGCACUGAUGGCUUUUCUUCCAAAAGAUGCCAGAACGGAUUUUAAUAUUUAAAUAUGGCAAAAGUAAGAAAUUACUAAAGAAAAAAAUAAAUAAAAUAACUCUGAAAGGUGUCUAUAAAGUAACAUGUUUUUUGGACUAAAUGCUGUGAGCUAAUAAAACAGUCUAAAUAUGUUUAUUUUUAAACAAAUCGUUACCCUUUUUUUUUUUUCUUUUUUUUUUGCAUUUGGUUUCUGUCAAACGUGGAAUGCUAUGGGUUUGUAGUCAAUAAUUUAAUUCUAGGUUCCAAUACUCUGUUAGCCCAGGUUAAAAAAAAAUGUAUGCUACAGAUAAAGGAAUGUUAUAGAUUAAUUGGAACGAGUUAGAUCUGUUUAGAUUUAGCUUUUUUUUUUUUUUUUUAAUGAUGCACUAAAUUGUUUACUGUUGUGAUGUUUGAAGGGGAUUAGAGAUUGCAAAGGGUCUUUUUUAAGUAGCUUUUUUUUACAGCAUGUGCUUGCAACUUUAAUACAAGUUAAAUAUGUGUAAGCCCUUGCUUUACCACUGACUGUAUUUCAAAACCAAAGUAUUAAAAAAGGGUACACCUCAAUCUAUAUUGAAGGAGUAUUUUACAUUCAAAAAAUUUAUGUUUGUUUUUGUUACUUGUCUUUUAUUUUUUUUUCAUCAGAAUUGAAGUAUUUGGGACUGAAUUGCACUAAGAUAUAACCUGCAAGCAUAUAAUAAAAUGCAAAACUGUUAAGAACGCUAAUACAAAUUUAUGCAGUUGUAAACAAACAAACAAAAUAUGGCAUUACUGCACAAUUUUAAGACAAUGCAGAUUUUUCUCUUUUUUUACAGUUGUAUUGUGUGAUACAGAACUGGUUUUUCUGUAGCUUCACAAAUUCCACAGUCUUAAAGGCAAUAAAACAAGGAAAAUUAUUUUCAGGGACUGAUAAUUUGUUUUUUUAAAAUGGAAAGUAAACAUACCAUGAAAAAUAUUUAGAAUAUUUGUCAGUUACUUUUCUUUAUUCAUAUUUUGCUGUGCAAAAUUGUUUUAUAUUUUGAGUUACUAACGAAAAUUGUGAUGUAUUAUGUGCUUUGUUUCAUUUCACUUCUAUGGUUAUAUCAACAGAAAAAAUAAUCUACAAUAAUAAACUGCAAUUUUUGAUUCUGUACUAAA